GUUUGAUGAAACGCGACACGUCUAUUAUAAUUUAUUGCACCAGCUCUGUUUCUCGUGGUUUUUUCUUAUCUUUUACAUUCUCUCGUUUCCUCAAAACGUUCUGCUUAUCGAAUUAAUGUGGUUUUUUUUUCGCUGGUAAAAUUCGACUUUCUGUGUGCUUUCAUAGCCUUGGAUAAUUUCGUUCGUCAACGAAGCUACUUGCUGUUUUAUUUUUGCAUGUGGUCUUCUAUCUCAGCCUUCUCCGUUCGUUAUUACUAAUUUUCUCGUCUCUGUCCCUCGUUUAACGGGGUUUAAUCAAGAGCUUGCUUCUGGUACUGUAUUCCACUAUUAUUCAUUCACUACUUAUAUAAUGUUCCUUGCUCGGGCCUUUGGGUGUCUUCUGGGCCUGGCAGGCUUGAUCUGCUUCAUUGGAAGCUUUUUUCCCUUCCGAGUUGCGUCAACUGGGUUUGCUGAACGCGAUGCUAAUAUGCCUACUGCUGCUGUUCAACGGUUAGUGUUUAUAAUGAUUGAUUCCAUGCGUUCAGAUUUCAUGUUUGCGGAAGACUCGCCCAUGUCGUUUAUGAAACAACUUAUACAGAACUCGAGCCAUGCUCUAGCGUUUUCAUCUUAUGCACGGGUUCCUACUGUCACAAUGCCCCGCCUGAAAGCGUUAACAACGGGCUCCAUACCCAACUUUCUAGAUACCUUGUUGAAUAUUGCAGAAUCCGACGCAAGCAGUUUGAGUGCCCAAGACCAUUGGAUCCGCCAGCUUGUCUCGUACAAUAAGAGCAUCGAGUUCUACGGGGACAACACAUGGCUGAAACUAUUUCCAAACAUGUUCACUGCUUAUGACGGCACAUCAAGCUUUUUUGUGUCGGAUUAUGAAACCGUGGACACAAAUGUAACAAGACACCUGGGUCAUAUCCUUGCAACUGAUAAGGAAGGAAAGCUUCCAUGGGACGCGGUGAUCAUGCACUACCUUGGAGUCGAUCAUAUUGGCCAUCUCCAUGGACCCAAGAGUCCAUUGAUGCCAGACAAGCUUCGCGAAAUGGAUCGUGUCAUCGAAGAAGUCUACCUAUCGCUGCAGGAACUCGACCACUCAACGAAUACGCACUCAAUGAUGGUUGUGUGUGGUGACCAUGGUAUGAACGAGCUUGGCAAUCAUGGGGGUUCUUCUGCCGGUGAAACAUCUGCAGCAAUGACUUUACUUUUCCCUUCCUAUGAUUUGGAACACACCAACAUUAUGAUUCCGAUAGAGCAACGUGCGAAUCCCUAUUCUAUCUAUCGAACAAUCGAGCAGAGCGAUUUAGUCCCUACGCUGUCAUUGCUCUUAGGGAUCCCCAUUGCUAAAAACAGCAUUGGUGUGAUUGUGCCUGAGGUGUUAAAGUUGUGGGAUGAACAGGAACAAGAAAAAGUGUUAUACCACAAUCUGAAGCAGUUAAAGGCACUCACUUCGACGGCUAAUGAUCUCUGGCCUCCUCUUCAUUCUGCAAACCAGGUUCUUUUAGAGCAAUUAUACAACUUGCAGGAACAGUUGUCGUCAAGUGCUUCUUCAUACAAACUGAAGACUAUGAUUCUUGGCCUUGUUUUACUUUUUCUGUCAACCGUUACCUGGGCUGGUUUUGCCUUAUAUCACGAUUACUCGUCACUUCUUUCGGUUCUCCCGAUUGUCGCUGGAAGCGCCAUAUGCAUGUUUUCGAGCAGCUUUGUUGAGGAAGAACAAGUAUUCUGGUACUUUUGUGCGGGGACUCUAGCAACAUUGCAAUUCCUUUCUCUUAAUUCUGUGCCGCGCAACAUCGUCCAUCUGGUCGCUCUUUCUAUACUCAUUCGUUGGAACCAAACUGGUCAAAAGCAUGCGGAUCUUCCUGGUUUAGUGGAUGACAUAUUGGUAGGUCGUCCUUAUCUUGCAUUACUACUAUGUUUCCUUCCCAUUUACAUUGUCUGCAAGCGCUCAUAUUCAUUUCUUGUUGCUGCGGCGGGCGUUUGCGUUUAUGUCUUAAAAUCAUUGCAGCUGUACCCAGCGUUUUCCAUUGGCCUGAUUGCGAAUACAACGUUGCAGGUGAAUGUCGCCAGACUGUGUUUCACUUUGUUGAUCGCAGCAAUACUUCUCUCUCGUCGUCGUCGUGUUUUCCUGCAAUCCUUACGAGUGUUCUUAUUACUGCAAACCCCAGCUAACAACUUUAUUCUUUACGUUUUAUAUGACAUUCUUCACAGUACGAUUCCGCAAACCUCAAGCACUUACUCCUUCCUUUUGCGAUUCGUGUACGAGCAAAUGUCAUUUUUCACUAGUGGAAACUCAAAUUCUCUCUCGUCUAUCGACCUAAUGAAUGCCUACAAUGGAUUAAGCUCCUAUCGAGUUUUUCCUGUCGGCAUGUUGCUCUUUUAUUCUGUGUUUUCGAGUCCUCUCUGGUGGACUCUGUAUGAGAUUCAAGCAAAACAGACAAAACCCAUGUUGUUUGCAUUGUUUAGCACGGCAUGCUUGUUCUUUUUAUGUACUUCGUGCACGAUAUUACGAAACCACUUGUUCAUAUGGAGCGUUUUUUGUCCCAAACUAAUUUACCAGGUCAUUUGGUCGACAUUAUAUCUACUUAACCGUACCAUCCUCACGGUCACCUUGUAAAAAGAAUGAAUUGAUAUUCGGUUCUUGGAAAGCUUGUACCCAUCCAACUCUCCAUCUUAAUCUCAAAAACAUAUGAGCGUUUUACCUACAGUUUAUCUCUCCCUACAACCUCCUGGCAUUGACUCCGUACAGGUGUCUAAACUUUCAAUUUCAAACCCAUCUUAUUAUUUACAACUGGUGGUGACCUCUCUGCUGAAGAGUAGCAAAGCAACACACAACUCAGGCCACAGAAUUCACGAAAGAGCCGUCGUUCAUUAACGUUUCCUCCU
Messenger RNA from Schizosaccharomyces japonicus yFS275, 2868 nucleotides. RefSeq names its product GPI anchor biosynthesis protein Gpi7. Gene Ontology annotation, biological process: GPI anchor biosynthetic process; GPI anchor metabolic process. Lineage: Eukaryota; Fungi; Ascomycota; Schizosaccharomycetes; Schizosaccharomycetales; Schizosaccharomycetaceae. Gene Ontology annotation, molecular function: mannose-ethanolamine phosphotransferase activity. Gene Ontology annotation, cellular component: plasma membrane; endoplasmic reticulum membrane; membrane. The record is from RefSeq and is a predicted model, not a curated record. The transcript has a single exon. Bases 350 to 2599 code for a protein of 749 amino acids.